CGUGUCCGUAGCGGUCUCUGGCUGCUUUACCGCAGUGUCUCUCGCGCUGCGGUCUGCGGUGGUUGUGGGAGUCAUAGGAGGGACUCAAGGAAACCUCGAUAUGGUAGCUGGACUUUGUUACAAGCAAGUGCUACUGUUGCAGUAGAAAGAGCCAGUAGGGCUGCCCUAGGCAGCUGCUCCUACUCCCUGGACCCACAACAAGAGAAGUGUUCCCACACUGAUGUUGCUCUGCCAAGACUCAGUGACCUUUGAGGAUGUGAGUGUGAAGUUCAGCACGGAGGAGUGGGCUUUGCUGGAUCUAUCCCAGAAGAAACUCUACAGAGAUGUGAUGCAGGAAACCUGCAGGAACCUGACCUCAAUAGAAGAAAAGUUGAAAGACCCUGACAUUGAAGAUCAGUGUGAAAAUCAUGGGACAAAUCUAAGGCACAUGACAUCUCACAGUACACCCAACCCAUAUGAGUAUCUGGGAUAUGAAGAGAAGCCAUAUAAAUGCAAGGAAUGUGGGAAAGGCUUCAAGCAUCGUCAGUCCAGACAUAUGCAUGAAAAGAUUCACACUGGAGAGAAACCCUUUAAUUGUAAGGAAUGUGGGAAGGCCUUCAAGCUUCGCCAGUCCAUUCAAAGGCAUGAAAGGAUUCACACUGGAGAGAAACCCUAUGAAUGUAAAAGAUGUGGAAAAGCCUUCAGGUACUACCACAACUUUCAAAAACACGAACAAACUCACAAUGGAGAAAAACCCUAUAGAUGUAAGCACUGUGGUAAAGCCCUCAGUUCUCUCAGAUACUGUCGAAUUCAUGAAAUAAUGCACACUGGAGAAAAACCUUAUAAAUGUAAGCAAUGUGGUAAAGCUUUCAAUUGUCGCAGUUACUCUAUAAAACAUGAGAGAACUCAUAGUGGAUUGAAACCGUAUGAAUGUAAGCAAUGUGGUAAACCCUUCAGCUGUGCCAGUUACAUUCGAAGACAUGAAAGGACACACACUGGAGAAAAGCCUUAUGAAUGUAAGGAGUGUGGUAAAGCUUUUAGUUGUUCAAGUUCCUUUCGAAAACAUGAGAGAACCCAUACCGGAGAGAAACCCUAUGAAUGUAAGCAAUGUGGUAAAGCCUUCAGUUAUUCCAGAUCCUUUCGAAGCCAUGAAAGGAGACACAGUGGAGAAAAACCCUAUAAAUGUAAAACUUGUGGUAAAGCUUUCACUUGUCCAAAUUCCUGUCGAAAACAUGAGAGAAUUCAUUCUGGACAGAAACCCUAUGUAUGUAAGGAAUGUGGGAAAGCCUUCAGUUCUCUUACCAAAUUUCAGACACAUAAUGAAGCACACUGGAGAUGGACCUUAUGAAUGUAAAGAGUGUGGGAAAGUCUUUGAUUGUUCCAAUUAUUUUCAUUGUCAUGAAAGGACUCACAGUGGAGAAAAGCCAUAUAAAUGUAAGGAAUGUGGUAAGGCCUUCA
Molecule: messenger RNA, 1437 nt
Organism: Camelus dromedarius (Arabian camel)
Lineage: Eukaryota; Metazoa; Chordata; Mammalia; Artiodactyla; Camelidae
Product: zinc finger protein 709
Exons: 5
Coding region: 221-1327 (368 amino acids)
Biological process (GO): regulation of transcription by RNA polymerase II
Cellular component (GO): nucleus
Molecular function (GO): RNA polymerase II cis-regulatory region sequence-specific DNA binding; DNA-binding transcription factor activity, RNA polymerase II-specific
Source: RefSeq, a predicted model, not a curated record